AUGGUCAGCCGCUCGACCUUCACGUCGACCCUGCCCCAGCUGGACAAGGACCACCGCCACCAGAUGUCCGAGAUCGAGAUAUACGUCCAGGCUGCGCGGGACGCGCACGCCCGGAACCGCGAGGGCUCGAGGUGCCCCUGGCUGGUGCAGGUCCUGGCACACCCCGCGACGUACGCGGCGGUCGCGGCGCUGGCUGUGUUCAUGUGUUUCCUGGACGUGGUGCUCGGGGAGGCUGUGCAGCCGAUGCCGGGCGUCGGCGACGAGUGGGGCGCGGCUGCGGGCGCCAUCACGCUCAUGCUUGCCCUCACCGCGACCCACGUCGCCGCAGGGCUCCUGUGCGAUGUUCCGGAGCUGCGCCAGCUGCUCCCGAACCUCGUCGACCUCAUCCCCGUCAUCUGCUUUUUCACGUGGCCCGCCGUGUACAACGAGCGCUUCGAAACGGGCUCCUCGUUCGCGGCACCGCUGGGCCGCGAGGAGGCCGCCGGGCACUUCGACGACAUCGACCGGGUCAGGGCCGUCGUGCGGUACCUGCUGCUACCGUCCGCGUUCCUGCGGGUCGUCGUGGCCGCCUGGCGGCACCGUGUCCUCGCGAGCCGAGUCGCUCAAGCUCGCGACGACAAGCACGCCCCCAACUCGAGCCGGUGGUCGCAGAUCCUCAUGGCCGUCACCGCGCUCAGCGUCCUCGGCGUGCUGGCGGUCGUCACGAUCGUGGGCGUGAUUUCCUCCCAAGGACAAGCGGACAUCAGCGAGGCGGACGGCGGCGCGACGGGCCGGUUCACGCACGUGUACAUCGAGGGCGUGCUGGUCCUGACGCGGUCCCGCGCAGCCCCGGGGGACCCGCUGUCGCCUGACUACGGCCCGGGGGUGUGGAUCACGAACGACCCGGAGCCCGGCCUCCCCUCCGUCGUCGGGCGCGCGGACUUCAACAGCCUGCACGAGCCGCACCGCGCAGAAACGACCGUGCGCAAGAUUCUGCUGCUGGCGCUGUGCAGCGGCCUGCUGGCGUGCAACUUCUACCUGGCGUCGCGGAUGAUGAUCGGGCCGAUGCAGGACCUCCUCAGCGAGCUGCUGAGCACCGCGCAGCUGCUCACGGACUCGGCGGCCGUGCCCGUUGGCCCGCCCAGGAGUGACGCGCAGGGCAAGCCGAGCCUGGGCAUCGGCACGACGAUCGAGAGCGCCCUGUCCUACAUCCUCGAGUUCAUCACAAUCAUGGCGAAAGCCUUCGAGGGCGGGAGGAUGGUGUUCCAGCGGCUGAUGGACCAAGCGAUGGAGGCCGGAGACGACGUGGACGUCGCGGCGGGCGGCAAGAACUGGGCGGCCAUGUUUUCGAGCACGGCGUACGGCUCCAGGGACACACAGCUCAAGACCGCGUCGUCCAAGCCCGGCGCUGCUGCGCGGGGCAAGCGGUGGCUGCGCCGCGGGUCGACGGCGACGAGCGGCGUGGCGCAUUCGCAGAGGUCGUCGGGGGCGUUGUCGGACAGCCACUCGCUGCCGUUGGCUGCGCUGGAGUGGAAGUGGUCGGCGCUGCACGUGAGCGCGGACAAGCUGCACGCGCACGUGGUGGGGAUGUUCGACAAGCUCGGGCUGCUGACGGAGGAGGCGGAGGCGUCGGUGGGGCGCAUUCCGCGGAAGAAGCUGGUGGCGCUGCUGCCGCUGGUGGAGCGGGACUACCCGGAGAACCCGUACCACAACUGGCGGCACGCGGUGGACGUGACGCACGGGUGCUUCAUGCUGCUGCUGCAGUCGACGGAGCUGGACCGGCUGCUGACGCGGCGGGACCGGCUGGCGCUGAUGCUGGCGGCGCUGGGGCACGACAUGGGGCACAAGGGGACGAACAACGCGUUUCUGGUGUCGACGAGGGACCCGCUGGCGAUCCGGUACAACGACCAGUCGGUGCAGGAGAACAUGCACGCGGCGCGGCUGUUUACGACGAUGAUCGAGCACAAGGAGGCGGACGUGCUGGAGGGGUUGGAGCUGGACGAGUGGUCGCGGGUGCGGUCGCUGGUGGUGGAGGCGAUCAUGGGGACGGACAUGGCGCGGCACUUUGACAUCAUUGCGGGGCUGGAGGCGCGGGCGGAGGCGGCGCGGCUGGUGCGGGAGCGCGACGCGGUGCUGGAGUCGGAGGCGGGCGACGUGCGGCUGUCGGACAAGGACCGGAAGCUGCUGCUGCAGAGCUUGCUGCACUUGGCGGACCUGUCGCACAUGCUGAAGGACAACGCGACGAAUCUGGAGUGGACGCGGCGGGUGAUUGCGGAGUUUUUCGCGCAGGGGAAGAUGGAGAAGACGCUGGGGCUGCCGUCGCUGCCGCUGAUGCAGGAGGGGGAGACGUACGUGCCGGGGUCGCAGGUGGAGUUUUUUGAGUUUUUGGUGCGGCCGUUCGUGUCGGCGAUGUGCCUCUGGCUCCCCUCCGCGGCCCCGCCCAUGAGCCGGGCCCUCCUCAGCAACUUCCGCAACUGGCUGCGGAUGCUCGAAGCGGACAAGGAGGCCGCCAUCCUCGCGGGCGCGGUCUCGCCAGCCGACGUACACACCAGCAGCAACCGAGGCACCAUGCCCGACGCCAAGGAGUUUAACAGCGGCAACGAGCACGGCGAUCGGCGGCCGCGCGCGUCCAUGGCGCUCGUGCGAGGCUCGGUCCGGAACCCCUUGCGGCGCACGAACACGGGCCUCCGGAGCGCGGCCUCUGGGCCGACUGGGGACGUCGACGCCCGCAUAGCGUCGCAGAACCGCAACGAGUUCUCCAGUGCGCUGCUCAGGAGCACCAUGCGGUGGAAGGACGGCGGCGUGCCCAUUCAAGAUGCCCCGAAGUACCUGAAGCUGAACGCCAGCGCGCGGUUCGCGGCGUUCCGGGACCACCUCCGGACGGCCCUGACGACGGGGCGAGACAGCACCAACAAAGGCGGGUCGCGGCCGCGGGGCAGCAGACCAAGUUGA
Messenger RNA from Pedinophyceae sp. YPF-701, 2931 nucleotides. The record is from the annotation of a GenBank genome assembly. NCBI's taxonomy places the organism in Eukaryota, Viridiplantae, Chlorophyta, Pedinophyceae.